UGUCCACUGUCCAGUCUUCACCUAAAGACUCUGACGACCCCUCCUCGCCUCUUCUUCUUCUUCACACAUCCAAGACAGACGCGGCCUCUCUCCUGUGAGCAAUCAUUGUUCAACAAUGGCGGAGCCCAAGGCGGCCAAGAGCAAGUCAUCCUCCAAGCCCAGCAAGAAGCACCACGACGAGGCGGCGUCCAAGAAGGCCACCAAGCCCAAGGCGGCCCCGGCGCCGUCGCUGGACGCGCACUUCAAGCCUUGCGCCGACGUGACGGGCCUCCGCUUCGGCGCGCAGCUCGUCACCCGCGCGCUCACCGUCCGCCGCGCCGGCCCCCUCGAGCUCCCCCACCUCCUCCGCGUCUCCCCCGACUCCGGCGGCGGCGAGAAGCAGAGCCAGAACAACCAGACGCUGUCGUUCGCGCCGACGACCACGGCCUACAUCCCCACGAGCUUCACCAUCCUGGCGCACCACGCGUGGCACACCCUGACGCUGGGCCUGGGCACGCGCAACUCCAAGGCGGUCAUCUUCGUCUUCGACUCCGGCGCCGCCAAGGCCGCCUGCGACGCCGCCUGGCCGGGCGUCGUGCCGCUCGGGGACGUCGGCCGCCGCCUCCUCCGCGCCGCCCCGGGGUCUCCCGAGAUGGCCCGGUUCAAGUUCCGGAAGGGCUGCGUGACCUUCUACGUCUACGCCGUCCGGGCCGCGGGGGCCCGCGGGUUCGCGCGCGCCGACGAGCUCAGGGCCGUCGUCGAGGCCGUCGCGGGGCUCAAGGACUUCCUCGACCACACCGCCAUGCUCGCGCUCCCAGGACAGAGGAGCAUCGACGCCGCUCCUUCUCCGGCUCCGGCGCCGGCGGGCGUCGUGCAUUGAUUGAUAUGAUUGAUGGAUGCGCCUGGAUUUGCUUGUGAAUAGAUAGAGCUCUUCUUGUUUCUUUUCCUCUUUUUUCUUUUCUUUUUGGCGUGCGAUUAAUUUCUGAAUCUGGAAAAAUAGAAAUCUGAAUGCGAGCAUUGUUUUUGUUGAUUGGGGAAGUUCCUUUUAACUUUCUCUUGUCAGUUGGUUCAUUUAGCAUCACGCGAUGGCACUCGUGAUCAUUUUUCAGGUUGGGAAAUGGGAAGCUGAUCUUAGCUUCCAUUUACCAUCUUGAGAGAAUAAUGCCCUUGAUUUUCAUGUUGUGAUGAGCUGUGUGUUUGAAAUAUACAAACUUAUCAGGAGUACAGUUCU
Brachypodium distachyon (stiff brome) is the source of this 1210-nucleotide messenger RNA. RefSeq lists its product as uncharacterized. The coding region runs from base 116 to 859 and encodes 247 amino acids. Lineage: Eukaryota; Viridiplantae; Streptophyta; Magnoliopsida; Poales; Poaceae. The record is from RefSeq and is a predicted model, not a curated record. The transcript has a single exon.